UCUCGGGUAAAAUGGCGUGAGGACCGUAAACUGGUGUUUCUUCUCUGUCACUCAGGUGAGGAAAGCAGCAUGGAUAAAGUGAGGAGGAUCCUGGUUCAUGUCUGUAAAGACCGAGCAGCUUCACAACGAGCUCAGUUUGUUCAGAGUAUAACGGGUCACUUCAUGGAUGGUGGUGAUGAUGAGGUGGAGGUGAACUGCUCUCUGGAGAAAAACCAGUUUAUUCUUUUCAGAGGAGACAAAGGACAAGGAAUCCCUCUGAAGAGACCCGCCUUCUGUCCCAUCAAGCACCUGUCAGCCAGAGAGGCAGCUGCGAUCCCAUUGGACGUUCAGCAGCGUGGUGUGGAUGUGGGCGUGGCUAUACUCCUGCAGACAGCCAAUCAGAGAGUGUUGCUGACUCGACGGGCAAAGGAGCUUCGUAUAUUUCCCAACGUCUGGGUCCCCCCAGGUGGACAUGUGGAGCCCGAUGAGACGCUGCUGGACGCUGGCCUCAGGGAGUUACAGGAGGAAACUGGACUGAAACUUGGAUCAGAUGAAGUUUGUCCAAAAAUACUGGGACUGUGGGAGUCAGUGUAUCCUCCCAUGCUGUCCAGAGGACUUCCUCAGAGACAUCACAUAGUCGUCUACAUGCUGCUGCACUCCUCCCUCUCUCACCUGCAGCUGCAGUCGUCUCUGAGCCCGUCUCCAGCUGAGGUCAGCGCGUGUCUGUGGGCCGACAGUCGACUGGUCAGAGCCAUCGUGUCGGCCGUGGACGGAGAGGAUGGAGACGUUCGACUGGACGAGCUGCCCAACAGCAUCAGUGUGUCACAGGUGUCUGCAGACGGAGCUCUUAGUGACGUUACUCUGCCGCUGGAGGUGUUGGUUAGUCGAGCGCCGACCUGUGGUCCUGAUGUGGAGCGGGUCAGCACCGGGACAAAGUUUGCCCUGGAGCUAUGGCUGAGGAGCUUGGAGGCACCUGACCCCUGACCUCUGACCCCAACAACCUAACUGUGGAGGCGACAGGAAGGAGUGCUCAGCAUCAGAGAAAUGACUGUCUGUGUAAAUGCCACUUAGAUUUUUAUGUACUUUAAAUUCAAGUCUUGUUUUUCAAUAAAACAGCUGAAGAAAUGA
This is a messenger RNA of Seriola aureovittata, 1107 nucleotides long. It is a transcript of the gene nudt17, whose product is annotated as nudix (nucleoside diphosphate linked moiety X)-type motif 17. Gene Ontology annotation, molecular function: NADH pyrophosphatase activity. Lineage: Eukaryota; Metazoa; Chordata; Actinopteri; Carangiformes; Carangidae. Gene Ontology annotation, cellular component: cytosol. The transcript is spliced from 9 exons. Gene Ontology annotation, biological process: NAD+ catabolic process; NADP+ catabolic process. The record is from RefSeq and is a predicted model, not a curated record. The coding region runs from base 70 to 963 and encodes 297 amino acids.